CUCUCGCGACCACCAUUGGCUCGUAGCCAAGGCUUCAAGGGAAGAACAACUGGCUUCUGCCUAAUGCGAGCCGAAGAUAAAGCACAAUGUUCUCCCACUACUUGGUCAGGACAUCUCAAAACGACCUCCAUAUCCAUUCAGCACAGCCAGAAGUAAAUUGCAAUCCUAUCAAGCUCCGUUCGAAACUACAUCGAUCUACCUUCGUUCACACUACAAUGCAUAACACAACCUCAACCCAAACCUUCGUCAAUAUGGCUGCGGGCCUGGCGCCUGAGCUGGUCGAUUCCGUUGAAAGUGCUUACACGACCUGCGCCAAGCUAGGCUGUGGCAAAGAAGUCAAGCGUGGAACGGUGUGUGAAUGCGGGUGGCAGAAUUAGCUCUGCGUAACAGCAGGAGAGAUUGAAGGCCGGAAAAGAAACUCGCUACGAAGCGGCAUAGAGUCUGUCAUUACUACGUGUAUUUCGUAAUCCUAUCUGCGAGGCGGUCUGAGAGAUUAUCGAGGAAUAUCUUUAAAUCCACUAGCAUUCCUGAGCUGGCUU
Molecule: messenger RNA, 539 nt
Organism: Hyaloscypha bicolor E
Lineage: Eukaryota; Fungi; Ascomycota; Leotiomycetes; Helotiales; Hyaloscyphaceae
Exons: 3
Coding region: 87-377 (96 amino acids)
Source: RefSeq, a predicted model, not a curated record